Penicillium robsamsonii is the source of this 396-nucleotide messenger RNA. RefSeq lists its product as uncharacterized. The transcript has 2 exons. Bases 1 to 396 code for a protein of 131 amino acids. The record is from RefSeq and is a predicted model, not a curated record. NCBI's taxonomy places the organism in Eukaryota, Fungi, Ascomycota, Eurotiomycetes, Eurotiales, Aspergillaceae.
AUGGGACCUAGCGCCAACUGGCCAGCGCCAGCACCCCUCCCCAAGUGCCGCGAAGUCGCCAUAUUGGCUCCCCCUGUCGAGGGGCUCUCUCUCCUGACUACCUGGGCGGAGGGGGCUCUGCCUGACGCGCCUCGCGCGCGCCUUCGGCUCGCCCUUCUCGGCUGCCUUCCGCCCGCCAGACCGGCCAUCUCCCCCGCCGCGCCAACUGGCGCCCCCACCCCCUCGACCUACCCGGCGGCCUCGCCCGGCCCCUCUCCCAGGGCCGCGACGCGCCACCCGCGGCCCCCUCGCCCCGGGCCUGGAGGACUAAGGACCGCCUGUAGCGUGGUUGCGUGGGCACCGGUGCGCCGGGGUAUCCUACCGCGAGGGUCACCCCUGCCAGGGCCCCAACCGUAA